Molecule: messenger RNA, 651 nt
Organism: Clonostachys rhizophaga
Lineage: Eukaryota; Fungi; Ascomycota; Sordariomycetes; Hypocreales; Bionectriaceae
Source: the annotation of a GenBank genome assembly
AUGAAGCUUCACCUUCAGUACAUGGGAGCCGAUAAAUCCCCCGCGGUCCCCCAGACUCCGGCUGACCUCGCAGCUUUCAGGCUGGAGACGACGAGUAUCAAGACAAGGAAGUUAACCAGAGAUAUCUUCAAGCGCGAAGAGCUGAGCCAGCGGAAAAAAGAGGCACAGGGAGAAGACGCCACCAAGCUUCAACCCAAGCUGGUGCUGUUCAACGGUAAGACAUUUGGCGAUGCCCUGUCACCCUUCUUUGCUGCGGAGAGCUGGUUCAACCGAGCACAGCCUGGCGGCCAUGAAGCACAGGCGGGGUGGCCCACAAUGGCAGAUUUCAAAGAGGAUGGCGACCACAGAGCGCCUCGACACGGUCGAUAUUUCCCCCUUCCUCGGAUCCCUGCUACUACAUUCCCGACCCGGGAUCAUUCCAAUGGCGAGAUAUCCAGUCUUGACACAGGCAUUAAGCAGGAGAAGGGGGCAGUCAAGUGCGAUGCUCGGUUCAUACUGCCCCUCUUCCAUACCACGGAGGGGCCAGAGGAUGAGCAAGAUAAUUUCCCAGAGGACUCCGGGUUGGCCAGGGUGCCCCCCUGCUUUUAUCAAUUGUUAGAAUACAUUGAGAACGAAUUUAUGGACGAAGAGGAAACAGAAGUCUUCAAGUAA